CGUGUUUUCAUUGGUCGGAUUAGUCAUUUGCAUGGAGAGUUGAGGGACGAAAACUCGUUUCUUCCUUUUGCUACUCAUACUGCGUGGGUCGUUUAAACUGAGAAUUAUUUUUAAACGAUGCGUUAGCUUGACGCACAUUUUAGCGACUGAAUGAUGCGGAUGCACUCCGUGUAACAACGUGGUUGCACAUCGUUCAAACAUCUCGUUGACUGGGAUUGUGCUCCGUUAGCCUAGCAGCCGGCUAAACUGCCAUUCAGUGUGGUAAUUCGGUUGUUGUGCUAAUCAGAAGUUGACAGCACCGGACUCAAAGAGCAUGGCCUUCCCUCCCUGCAAACGCCUCCGAGGCUUGAACCAGGAUGUCCCAAAGGCGGAUCCUGUCGAAGUCGACCCCUUUGGGGACGAUGAUGACUUCACUCAGGAUGACCUGGACGAGAUCGACAUCAUUGCCUCGCAGGCUAUAGGCUUGGCGACCGCGCCGGUUUUCGGGUCCAAAGAGGCAAGUAAAGCUGUAUUCGAACAAGCGCACGGGUCAGGAUUUCAACCCUCCACCAGAGAGAACAAGGGCGGUCUUGGUGGCAAGAGAGGACAUUUGGGGGCACCCGACAAAGAGCCAACAGGAGGGCGUUCAGGCAACAGGCCUUGGCAGAUUGGUGCCCACCAAGAGGACUCCUACAUCCUGCUGGAGGCUCAGCAUGCAGAUCUCCGGAGGAAGCUGAAGGAGGUGGAGGAGGAGAUUGUGUCGAAAAACGGUGAGAUCCGGGUCCUCAGGGAUUCCCUGAGAGGAGCCCAGAAGGAGAAGGAAACCCAGAGGCAAGCCCUGGCCCUGCUGGAGAGGCAGAAGCAGAGGGAGCAGAGCGACAAGGAGAAGGAGCUUAACAAGAAGGUUCAGUCGCUGCAGUCGGAGCUGCAGUUCAAAGAAGCCGAGAUCAACGAGAUGAAGAGCAAACUGCUGAGCGCCGACAGGAGCAAGCCGGCGUCGCCGCUGCCGCGAAACAGCUCCAAAGUACCCAAUGGGCUUUCCCUUCAGCGCGGUAGUAGCGGCUCCUCCUCGGCGGCAGGAAGCGGCUUCAUCACCAAGGAGACGUUCGCUUCGCCGCUCAAAACUCCCGGCAAGACGCACAGGGACGGUGUUGACAAGCAGGAAGUAGCCUGGCCCGAUCCGUUCCAGUGCAGCCGGCCGCCACACCAGCUGCACCGAGGUGGCGUCCUGUUGGGCUUGUUGCUGCAGCAGCCGCUCUCUCCCAGCAGUCUUUGCCUCUCGCACCUGCUGUCCAUCAGCCCGAGUGACGUCUGCUUGACGGCCAAGCCCAACUCGGCCGCUGCUAAGAGGCACUUGAGGCCAGCCGGUGCGGGCAGGAAUCAAAGCAGAGCCCCCCAAGCGCCCCUCAGUCCGAUCCAGAGUUUGGCCAUAACGGGACUCAACAUGCUGAGUCAAAGUCAACCUGCGGCAGCCGACGCUGAGCACCAACACGGGUGUCCUGGGGCUGUGCUUCUGCUCCCGCUGUUGGACAUGCACUUAUCCCACCUCUGCCAGGCCCUGGACGCACGGGGCGAGGCCUCCGGCUCUGCGCCGGAACGCCGCACCGCCACCACGGCACCGGGGAGGCCGGAGGAGGUGGACGCCGUUAGUCUGGAAGACGCGGGGCUGGCAGCGCUGAGGAUCCUCUACAUGCUAAUAAACCACAGCGACGAGGUAGUCCAGGCAGUUCUUUCAACACAAAGCGAAGGUGGCACAGAAAACCAAGUAUUGGGACACCGAAAGGGCAAAACCGACGUCGCCAUCGCAAUGGAGGCUCUCCGCUCCCACUGUGCCUUGCUGCAGUUUGUGUUGCGCCUCUGCCACGCCAGUAGAGGUGAAGGAAGGCUGGAGGAGAUGGUGGUCGGCGCCGUGAAGGUCGCCAGCAUCUUGAUUGAGAGGACACCAAACGCGCAUGCUGACCGGUUGCAAUGUGUGCUGAAGGCGCUGCAUGCGUGCGCGUUGGCCCACCGCAAGCCUCGCGUGCUCGCCGAGUGCACCGCCGCCAUGGUGCGCGCAUGUGACCACGCCUCGCUGACUCGCCAACUCUGUUCCCAUCACGAACCCUGCGUCAUCCUGAGGCUGCUGCAGCACGUGCGAAAAAGACCCGUCAAGAAGGCGUCGCACGGCGAGCUCAUCCGGCUGGAACUGCAGGUGGUGCGUUUGUUGAACCGUCUCUCUCAGACAGCAGAGAGCUGGCAGAGCAGCAGCUGCCAGUGCGACAUUGAGGUGGUUCAGACGUCGGUGAUCAUUCUCCAUCGUCAGUGGUUGGACCUUUACAACUCUCCGGAGCCGACGGACAGGUCACCCGGCGUCGGCCCCUCGCGGGCACAGAGUGACUGGUGGCGCGAACCGCCGGCAUCGCUGCUGCGCGAGUGCGUCCUUCUCCUUCACCGGCUGCUCCACCAUCACGCCGGAUUCUCGGCCAGUUGCAGGCCGCUGCUGCACAUGUAUGACCAGGCCAUCUCGGCCCUGCGCGACAUCUUCAGGAAGAUCCCCGACCUCAGCGAGAGCGAAGAGCUGGCCUUUGAGGAAAUCUGCCGUCAAGAAUCCGACGACACCGACGACAUGGACACUGAGUCCGGCUCCUGAUCGGUUCAUCGCCUUGAUCGAUACUUGAUGUGCAAUAAAGUCCAAGUUGAGCCAGAAAGAUGGAGGAACCAGACUCUAAAAUCCAUUUAGCAAUAAACAGGAUUCUCAAUAUG
Messenger RNA from Hippocampus comes (tiger tail seahorse), 2721 nucleotides. RefSeq names its product ATR interacting protein (gene atrip). The record is from RefSeq and is a predicted model, not a curated record. Lineage: Eukaryota; Metazoa; Chordata; Actinopteri; Syngnathiformes; Syngnathidae. The transcript is spliced from 17 exons. Bases 314 to 2608 code for a protein of 764 amino acids. Gene Ontology annotation, biological process: DNA damage checkpoint signaling; DNA repair.